Messenger RNA from Lolium rigidum, 1015 nucleotides. RefSeq lists its product as uncharacterized. NCBI's taxonomy places the organism in Eukaryota, Viridiplantae, Streptophyta, Magnoliopsida, Poales, Poaceae. Bases 1 to 834 code for a protein of 277 amino acids. The transcript has 5 exons. The record is from RefSeq and is a predicted model, not a curated record.
AUGGCCCAUUACCGUCCCCUCCCUCCAUCGCAGGGGUCGAGUGGAGAGUCACGGCCCCGUCAUCUCUGUCGCAGCCCCCUCCCCUCCAUCACGGGGAUCGCCGGCAGAAUCACUGACCCGUCCCCUCCGUCGCUGGGGGAUCGGCCGGAGUGUCGCUGGGAUCGCCGGGAGCAUCCAGCCCCUACCCCUACCCCCUACCUGACGAGCGCCGCCCGAGGUCACGGCGGACGCGUCUCUGCCUCCUCGUCCACCUCGCGCCCUUCGAUCGCCUCGAGAUGGUUCUUCAUCUGCAAGAUCCCAACCCGAAUUUUCUCCUCCUUGGCCCAGUCUGGUGUAACGCCCCCGCUCUCCUCAACGGCGGGAUCAGACCUCCAGCCUCAACAGUGGGAUCCGAGUGGGCGGCCACCGCCAUGCUCGCCUGCGGGAUUGGACACCGUCGCCUCAACACUGAAGCGAAAAUAUGUUAUUUGCAGUAUGCACACUACAAUGGCCUUGGGCAGUAAAUAUAUAGGCACACCCAUGAAAUGGGUCAACUGUGAAGACCAGACAUACAGCGGAUCUGCAGUUCAGAUGUAUGGCAAAUGUAAUCUUCCAAAAUUGCAGAUCAUGAUUUGUGACCUGAUACGGCCAGCGAUGGUGGGAACCAGGGACUCGUCUUCCAGAUUCCAGCAGCAGCUGGCGGUCGUGACGGCCGGUGCUCGGAUGCCCCAUCAUCAGAGCCAGUUUGGAUUCAAUGGUCAUGUCAGCCCGCAGCAUUACGCUGCUAUGGCACAUGGGGUUGAUUCCUACGACUUGGCGGCUCGUCAUCUGGUACAAGGUGGAUCCACUCACUAGAUGUUGUUUCAUUAAGCAAGAUGACACUCACGAUCUCAACUCAAGUAGCUGCGGAUAGUGAUGCUUAUUGCUUUCUUCAUGUUUUUCUUAAAUUUUUUCCUUCCCCUAUAUAAGGUGGGUCUUGAUGUUGUACAAAUGAAAUUAAUGUACAGUGUGUGAAUAUAACUUUGGCAUUUGCAGU